AUAUCACCAGAGAUCCCUACUCAGUCGCGAAAUGCCACUCUUAGACUGAGGGUGUGAGAAAGGGGGAGUAAUGGGGAUAUCGCUAUCAUAAUGCCUCCAUGGGACAGACGGUAUGUGCGUAGACGUUUGUGAGGCUCCAAUAGGCUCGUUUCUCUUCUUGGGUACAUUUCUUUGAACCAAUGUGACCUUACCAUUUGCUGCAGCCAAUUGCGUACUUUUAGUUCAGUCAUUAUGGCAUCUGAUACGAAGGAUGCUGACCCUCUGGAGGACUGUCUCUUAAUCCUGGAGAGUGGAGAGGUAUACAGAAACCCUACUGAGGUUAAGAUGAGCCAAAUAGUCCUUCCGUGCCAUGCAAACCACUGUGGCGAGCUCAGCGUAGGCCAACUGCUUAAGUGGAUGGACUCAACGGCCUGCCUCUCUGCUGAGAGACAUGCAGGAUGUUCAUGCAUUACUGCAUCUGUCGAUGAUAUUCAUUUUGAGCACACCAUUGGGGUUGGACAAGUGGUUAACAUUAAAGCAAAAGUCAACAGAGCCUUCACAUCCAGUAUGGAGGUGGGCAUUUUGGUCACCUGUGAGGACCUAUUCACUAACUGCCAUUGGAAGGUGUGCCAUGCCUUUGGCACCUUUGUGGCCCGACGCACAGAGGCUGGAAAGGUACAGCUGAAGCAGGUGAUCCCACACACGCAGGCUGAACAGAUGGAGUACAGCAUUGCAGCCGAGAGGAGAAGGAUGAGGCUCAUCCAUGCCGAGAUCAUCACAGACCUGCUGAGCAGCAGCACGGCGCAGCUAGGGGAGUGCCAGGAGUUCCAAGGUGCAGUGCCAGCCGAGAGAACCCAGGUGGAAAGUGUGGAGUUGGUGUUGCCACCACAUGCUAAUCACCAGGUCAGCACCUUUGGAGGUCAGAUCAUGGCCUGGAUGGAGAAUGUGGCCACCAUCGCUGCAAGCCGUCUGUGUAAUGCCCAUCCUACUCUGAGGACCAUAGACAUGUUUCACUUCCGGGGCCCGUCUCACAUUGGUGAUCGCCUGGUGCUUAAGGCCAUUGUGAACAAUUCCUUCAAGAACAGCAUGGAGGUGGGGGUGUGUGCAGAAGCCUAUAAGGGUGGAGAACCGUUGCGCCACAUCAACAGUGCCUUCAUGACCUUUGAGGUUCUAGACAGCGACAGGAAGCCUUGCACGUUGCCACGGAUACGUCCUGAACUCGUGGAUGGAAAGAGGCGUUACCAGGAGGCAAUAGCCAGAAAGAAGAUCCGCCUUGACAGGAAGUAUAUCUUCUCCUGCAAGCAGACUGAGGUCCCUCUUUCUGUGCCUUGGGACCUCAGUAACCAGAUGUACCUCAGUUACAACAAUGUGUCGGCACUGAAACUUUUAGCCGCGAGAAACAACUGGAUGUUAAGCUCUGAGAAAAAUAAGGUCAGUCUGUACACACUGGAAGAAAACCACGUGUUGUGUUUUAAGAUCGAGACCCAUGUGAAUGUCCCAGCAGAGCAGACAUUCCAUCUGCUUUCAGAUCUCAGUAAGAGACAUAAAUGGGACAAGCAUUACGAACAAUGUGACGUGAUAAACCAGGCUGAUGAAGAAGACACUAUUUACCGGGUAGCCACUCCUUCCGUUUCUAAAGGGGGUAAAGGCCAGGACUUCAUUCUGCUGGCCUCCAGGAGGAAACCUUGCGAUAUCGGGGACCCUUACCUGAUUGCCUUGCGCUCUGUCACUCUGCCCACCCACCCUCCCACUGAGGACUAUACCAGGGGAGAGGUGCUUUGUGCUGGUUUCACUAUCUGGGCGGAGUCCAGUACAGUCACCAAGAUCUCCUACUACAACCAGGCCACUCCAGGGGUGCUUCCGUACAUAUCCACAGACAUUGCUGGACUCUCCUCCAGCUUCUGCAGCACCUUCUCCUCCUGCAAGCAGUACCUGGAGGAAAACAGAGACAGCCUGGCUGCCCUGCACCCCUCUGCACUGUGAGGUCUUAACCACAGAAAGCUGUGUCCCAAACUGCCCAAAACACCAUACCUUCCUCAUAACACUGCCAUAUUUUCACCAGGAGAAUGGUACCUUACUUCUCUCCCUCUGAUACAGUGGUCUUCAAACCAGGUCCUCAGGGCACUGUAUGUUCUACAUGUUUCCCUACCCCAACACAACCAAUUCAAAUAAAUUGUCAUUAGCAGUUUCUGUAGAAGCCUCAUAAUGACCAUUUAUUUGAAUUGGGUGUGUUGGAUCAGGGAAACAUCCAAAACAUACAGAACGGGCCCUGAGGACCAGGGUCGAAGACUACUGCUCUAAUGCACUGUAUAAAAUGGUCCUUCCUGACUGUCCUCGCCUUUCUGUAGGAUGAGAGAAUGGUACUGUCUUCGAUUAGCCUCACUUUCCUGAACUAGGAUGACAGAGAAGUUGUUCACGCAGUUAUGCACUGGGGAAAAGCCUGACUGUCUGUACCCCUCCCUUUGCCAGUUAGUGGUUUGUAACUUGUCAGCACAAGUUAACUGUGUUAUUACUUGUUUAGUAGUUACAUUCUGAUCCAGUUUACAUAAUUCCGGAACAGGCUUUAGUACACAACGUUCCAGCUGCUUAACACCCAUUAACACAAAUAAUUAAAAUUCAAAUGAUAAUCUCACUUGAUACUUGUGCAAUACUAAUAUGCAGUUUAAUCUAUUGUGUCUGGGCAUUGGAGUGAAACUUGAUCGAAAAUAGGUUAUUUUCUACCUCCUAAAAUUAUAUAAUUUUUAAACUAAAUAAUUUUUAGUCGAAUGUCCUUGCGUUAGUGAAAGUAACAUUUGUACAUUGGCUGUGAAAUGAUGAAUUCAAGCACUUUGAUUUGAAACAGUGUAUUCUAGAAGUUACAUACAGUAUUGAUUUGAAGACAAUGAUGUGGACUCUGGCCAAGUAUCUAACAUACCUAGUAGCCAUGAUUUCAUUCAAACGCCAUAUACCAGUGAAACAAUAAACACAGUGUACCAGUA
This is a messenger RNA of Osmerus eperlanus (European smelt), 2957 nucleotides long. It is a transcript of the gene acot11b, whose product is annotated as acyl-CoA thioesterase 11b. The coding region runs from base 232 to 1962 and encodes 576 amino acids. NCBI's taxonomy places the organism in Eukaryota, Metazoa, Chordata, Actinopteri, Osmeriformes, Osmeridae. Gene Ontology annotation, molecular function: lipid binding; fatty acyl-CoA hydrolase activity. The transcript is spliced from 16 exons. Gene Ontology annotation, biological process: acyl-CoA metabolic process. The record is from RefSeq and is a predicted model, not a curated record. Gene Ontology annotation, cellular component: extracellular exosome; cytosol.